Molecule: messenger RNA, 2948 nt
Organism: Dermochelys coriacea (leatherback sea turtle)
Lineage: Eukaryota; Metazoa; Chordata; Testudines; Dermochelyidae
Gene: NAA80
Product: N-alpha-acetyltransferase 80, NatH catalytic subunit
Exons: 2
Coding region: 1835-2869 (344 amino acids)
Biological process (GO): protein acetylation
Cellular component (GO): cytoplasm
Molecular function (GO): acetyl-CoA binding; N-acetyltransferase activity
Source: RefSeq, a predicted model, not a curated record
GGCCCUGGCCCUGGCCUUGCCCCAUAGCGCCCCGUUCGGGCUAUGACCCAGCCUGGCAGCGGGGGGCCCUGGCCCUGCCCCAUAGCGCCCCGUUCGGGUGUGACCCGGCCUGGCAGCGGGGGGCCCUGGCCCUGCCCCAUAGCGCCCCGUUCUGGCUGUGACCUGGCCUGGCAGCGGGGGGGCCCUGGCCCUGGCCCUGGCCUUGCCCCAUAGCGCCCCGUUCGGGUGUGACCCGGCCUGGCAGCGGGGGGCCCUGGCCCUGCCCCAUAGCGCCCCGUUCGGGUGUGACCCGGCCUGGCAGCGGGGGGCGCUGCCCCAGCCCCAUAGCGCCCCGUUCUGGCUGUGACCUGGCCUGGCAGCGGGGGGGCCCUGGCCCUGGCCUUGCCCCAUAGCGCCCCGUUCGGGUGUGACCCGGCCUGGCAGCGGGGGGCCCUGGCCCUGCCCCAUAGCGCCCCGUUCGGGCUAUGACCCAGCCUGGCAGUGGGGGGCCCGGGCCCUGGCCCUGCCCCAUAGCGCCCCGUUCGGGCUGUGACCCGGCCUGGCAGCGGGGGGCCCCUGCCCCAGCCCCAUAGCGCCCCGUUCUGGCUGUGACCUGGCCUGGCAGCGGGGGGGCCCUGGCCCUGGCCUUGCCCCAUAGCGCCCUGUUCGGGCUGUGACCCGGCCUGGCAGUUGGGGACUGAACCCACAGGCAUGCUCAGGGGUGGUUUUGUCUCCCUGCGCCAUUUUGACGUUGUGUCUAGUAACACUUUGGAUCUCAGACAAAAGAACCCCUGUCUGUAUGGGGGAGGGAAACCCCAUAUUUAUCCACAGCUCUUGCUAGUGCUCAGCCAACAGCGCCAGUGGGUAGGGCCCUGCCCUGCACCUGAGCUGUUCUGGGUGGUAAAGGCAGGAAACUUCCCAUGUCUGUGGAAGCCACGAUGGGGAUGCACUGGUGAGAGCCCCCGAAGGGUGUGAAUGCCCUGGGUUGUGCCAGUCGUGCUCUGGGGCCUGGUUCUCUUUUACGCCCUGGGUAGUUCUUUGUGCCAGUGCACAGAGGGUGCUGAGUGCCACCUGGUCAUGAUGAGGGAGUUUCACCCACACUUUGCCCUGGCUUAAAUGGCUGCUCAGGGCAAUGAGGAAUCAGGUGCCCUUUGUGCCAGCGAGGUUGAUGCCAAGGGGCUGUUCCGGGAAUAGCCCCGGCCUUUACACCUCCUCUGCAGCAGCUCUGGGCACAGGGGCCAUCCUGGAGGGAAGGGUUAGAGGAAGGGAGCAGCUGGUGGUGGGAUGAAUUGGGGCUGGUUCUGCACCCCAGUGAUUCUGCACCCCUGCAAACCCCAUAGGGCUCAUUGAGGUAGGGGCACAAUGUCAGGCAGCUCUUGGGGCCCUGCUUCCCUCAUACCUUGAGUAGGGGAGGCUGCAGCUUCUUGGACCAGGUGGAGGGAGGGAUCUGAUUCAAAGAAGGAGAAUUAGGAUGAACCUCUGGAGCAGGGGAGCUGAAUGGCAGGUGCCAGAUGGAGUGAGGCAGUGACAGCUCUGCCGAUUGCUUUGUUUCCAUCAGCUGUUGGCGCAAGACGACCCAUAGCACGUACUGAACCCUUGGAAGACUGGGUGUGCUCCAGACUGGAUUUGCCUCUGGGAGUUUCUCUUCCUCCCCUGGGGCCUGGUGUCUCCCUGCCCCGCCGCAAUCUGCCCAAGGCCAGUGGGAAUGGCCUGUUGCGGUGAUCGUUGGAAUUCCAGCAGCAGGGUUGCGUCUGGCUGUGUGCACCUGCCCAUGUGUGUCGUGGCUUCGGGGAGCAGUGCUGGCUCUCUGUGACUUGCAAAGCUUUGUCUGCUUGGUCUCCCGUCAGUGGGAAGAAUGGGCUCAGUUUCGGAGCUGCUCACAGCAGUUCCCCUUCACCAGAGGCCGGAUCUGGUGGAGGUAUGCGCUGAGCUUAUCAACGAAGAGUGGAAGAAAAGCAAGACCUCUCGCAUGUACUCACUCCAGAAGUCCACAGACAACUUCCCCACGUGUCUGGUGCUGAUUAGAACCCAGAGGGCCGCAGAGGCUGCCGAGGAAGGGAAAAUGGCGAAGACCCAGCUCCUUGGGCACGCCAGGUUGUCCCGCGUAGUCAGCCAGCCCGAGAGCUUGUUUGUGGAAACGGUUGUGAUCUCCAGGGCGCUGCGGGGCCAGGGGUACGGCCGGAAGCUGAUGGAAGCCACCGAGUGCUACGCCAAGUCCCGUGGCUUCAGGCACCUGCAUCUCACCACACAUGACAAGCAGCACUUCUAUGCCCACCUGGGCUACACUGCAUCUGAGCCGGUGCAGAGCAUGGGGUUCAUGAGCUCCGUGGUCCCCAUGGAGUUCCUGCAGAUGUUCUCCAGUCCCCCUCCUCACACUAGAGCACCUGCAUGGGGACCGGGAAAGCCCAGUCCCACCACCUCCCAUCUUAACAGCAGAACUUCAGGAGCCAACCGGCCUCCACUACCGUCCUCCACACCCCCUGCCCACUGCACCGCCACUGUAUGCCCACCACCACCUCCGCCACCAUUGCCGCCAUCUCUGUCUCCACCGAUCUGCUCUUUAAACUCCUCACAAUCUGCCAUUCCCCCUCCACUCCCUUUGCUGCCUUCACCUCCCCAUGCUUCCCCUUUCCGUUGCCGGAUCGCUGCUGCUGGGCUGCCUCCACCUCCCCCUUUACCUCCACCAGCUGCCCAUGUAAGCUCUGCACACCUUCUGCCCCCUCCCCCUGGUCCUCCACCAUGCCACCUCCCUCUGCCAGGCCAGCCAGGUUCUCCUGGCCCCAUUGCCUCCAGUUCACCAGGGGAGGAUCCCUAUGGUCAGACCCUCCUGGAGACACCGUACCGCGAUCUCAGAGGGCUCCCCAUCUUCUGGAUGAAGAAGGACAUUUGACUCCUGCACAGUGUGCCAAUGGGAUGCGGAUUAAAAGUUGGGGUUGGGGAGAAUUCCCCUCCCCCCGCCUUACCCACUG